Messenger RNA from Bombina bombina (fire-bellied toad), 5602 nucleotides. RefSeq names its product protein mono-ADP-ribosyltransferase PARP14. Gene Ontology annotation, molecular function: RNA binding; transcription corepressor activity; NAD+ poly-ADP-ribosyltransferase activity. The record is from RefSeq and is a predicted model, not a curated record. The transcript is spliced from 18 exons. Lineage: Eukaryota; Metazoa; Chordata; Amphibia; Anura; Bombinatoridae. Gene Ontology annotation, cellular component: nucleus; cytoplasm. Gene Ontology annotation, biological process: negative regulation of gene expression. Bases 1 to 5298 code for a protein of 1765 amino acids.
AUGGGUGCAGUGCGUGACCGAGUUCUACAAAACCAGAACCAAGAACUACAAUUACCUGGUGGAAAAAAACUGAAGUUAGAAGUCAAAUCUAAAAAGAAACAGAGGCAACAAAAUCCAGAUAUCUUGACAGCUAAGAAGUCACCAGAAGAGGAUGUUGGCAUUAUUUAUCUUGAGAGCAGAAGGAAGGAGGAUGGGCAGGAGACAAUAGUACCUGCAGGUGAUUCAGUUGUUGCUACCCACAGUGCUGAAAAAGACAAUCUCACUAAAGAGGAACCAAUUAAUAAAGAUCAAACUGCACCACUAGACUCUGCUGACUAUGAAGUAUUGAUUGAAAAUGUCCAGGAGAACUGUACAAUCGAAAUGUUAAACCUGUUGAUAGAGAACAUCAGCAAUCUGACUAUGGAAAAAAACUUCAAUGUGACAAUGAGGCCAGAGAUCUGCUUAGCUGUUGUUACUUUUACAUCUCCCAUUGAUUUACUGACUUUCCUUGAAUCAUUCUCCUGCAACCCCAGAGUUAUAAGCCUAAAACUAUCAGCAAAGACACUUGAAAAGUCUAAAAGUGUUAGGGUAGAUAAUUUACCCCUCAACACAAUAGAAGAUUAUCUUAUUUUGUACUUUGAGAGUCCAACGUAUGGAGGUGGGCAAGUGCAGGAAGUUGAACUAAUACCUGAAGAGAAUGCAGCCAUUGUUACUUUCAAAGAUCAGCAAGUUGUGAAGACUGUGCUGGCAAGGAAGCACCUGUUUGGAAAAACACCUCUAUCUGUGAAUCCAUAUCACCCAUUACUGGGCAGAUCUUGUGUAACCACUCCUAAACCUCUUGAGUUUCCAAUAAAUCCAGACAUUUUGGAAUUUAUACUGAAAAAUGCAGAGCUAAAAUACAGCAUAGAGCAAAAAAUGUCCGGUCACUCAUGUGAAGUAACAUGGCCAGAUUCAGACUGUGCAAACCCAGUCAUAAAACUUUGUAUUUCCAGCAACACAUCUGCAGAUCUUAGGAGUACACCAAAGCUUGUCAAGAACCUGAAAGAGGAGGUUACAAGAGAAUUCUUGAAUAUUAUUACAAUCUACAAAGUCACAGAGCACAACGUAAAUAAAGUUGUUUGGGAAGGCAUCAAAGAUUUCUUAAGUAGUCCCAUGUACGAGUCUGUUUUGAUCAAACAAGAUUCUGAUAAAGAUAAGGUUUUCAUUGUAGGCCAUUCCGAUGAUCUUACUACAGUAGAACCAACCUUCAGUAAACUAGUGGAGAAUACACUUAGACACAUAGAAAUAAAAAAACUAAGUAUAAAAACAAAAUUGCCCCUGACCUCAGUUCUGCAUAAGAUAAUAUUGAAAAAUAAUCUUGAGAAGAAAUUAUUAAAAGAGUGUCCAGAUGUGAAGAUUGACUAUGAUGAAUCAGCAAAGGAGGUCAUACUCUGCGGACUUAAAGAGGACGUGUUUUAUGCCAAAUGUGAAAUACUAAAUGUAAAGCAAGAACUAAAAAGAAAAAGCAUUAGCAUUGACUGUAACAUAAAAAAAUACCUAAAUUUUACUGAUAAUGAUGAGUUGUCUUCCUUAUUAUUCAUACCUAACAAUAUUAAUGCAAUGUUGCAGAUUGAGGGCGAUGUUGUUGCACUGACUGGUUUAGCUAUGGAGGAUCUGACAAAGGCAGAAAACAAGAUGAAGUCUGAAAUUGUUUGUAAACACAUUGCUGUUGAAAACCGUGACAUAGUUGAAACUGCAGAAUGGAAAAGUCUUAUAAGUUUUUUUUCUGAGAAGGGCACUAUUCUGAUUGAGGAAAUCGAAAACAAUGUGCUUAUAGUUGGUCUUUCUUCAGAUGUUCAAAACUCCUAUGAGAGGCUAGAUGACUAUCUGGAUAAAAAUAUUCCAUUCCAGGAAGACAUUCAGGUCAAAUCUAUGGCAAAAGUUAAGUUUUUAAUGAAGGAGAGAAAGGAGGUCUGUGAAGAUAUAAAUAAAAAUAAUGUGAAAAUUUUAGUGAAGCAAAAUAUUAUUUCCUUGUGUGGUAGUAAAAAAAAUGUACUGGAUGCAGCUACAUGUAUUAAAAAUGUUUUAACCUCACUAUUUUCAGACACUCUGUCAAUUGACAAACCUGGAGCUAAGAAGUUUAGUAUUGAGAAUGAAGACAUGUACGUUACUACAGCUAGGCAGAAGUUCAAUUGCUUGAUAUAUUUACAAAAGGAUUUGGAAGACACCUUCACAAGUUAUGAAAAAGUUCCAAAUGAACCUCUCUAUCAAGUAAAGCUAUCAGAAGUUGUCAUUGCUGUUUAUAAAGAUGAUUUGACACGUCACAGUGUUGAUGUUGUGGUUAAUGCAGCGAAUGAAGAUCUAAAGCACAUUGGGGGAUUGGCUUUGUCUCUGUUGAAAGCAGCAGGCCCCAAACUGCAAACUGAUUGUGAUAUUAUUGUAAAGAAUAAAGGAAAAUUAUCUGCUGGGAAAUCUGUAAUCACUGGUGCUGGUAAUUUACCAUGCAAGCAUGUUAUACAUACUGUUGGACCUAGAUGGAACUCCAUGCCCCCCAAAAAAUGUGAACGUCUGCUGAAGGAAGCAAUAAUGAAUAGCUUGGAGAUUGCUGCAGAUAAUGGUCUCACCUCCAUUGGAAUUCCAGCUGUCAGUUCAGGAAUCUUUGGGUUCCCUCUGGAUUUAUGUGUGAAAAUAAUUGUGGAAUCUGUCCAUCAGUUUGUGGAAGAACAAGGAGACAAUAGCAGUAUUAAAAGAAUUCAUUUGGUGGAUACAGAUGAUAAUAUAAUUACAAUUUUCACUGAUGCUUUAAAAGUUGUGUUUCAUGAUCAAGAUAUCAAUACCUCUUCUAAAACUGACAAGCGAAACAAUGAGAUGAUAACAUCAGUAAGAAAGGAUGAAGCAAAUAGAUCUAAUGACCAGAUGGUGACAAGCAUAGAGGGUAUUCAAAUCAAAGUAAUCAAAGGAAAUAUUCAAGAUGCAAAAACAGAUGUGAUCGUGAAUAGCGUGGGAAAGGACCGUGACAUGGGAAGUGGUGGAGCUUCAAGGGCGUUAUUGCAAAAGGCCGGCAAUAAAAUCCAGCAACUUUUAACUCAAGCAAUCCCUGAGACAUCUGAAGAAGAAGUUUGUAUUUAUAAAACUGAAGGCUGCAAUCUUUCAUGCAAGACAGUUAUUCAUGUUGUGGUUCCACAAUGGGAUAAUGGAAAGGGCUCUUCUGAGAAGAUUUUAAGGCAGAUUAUACAAAGCUGCCUAUUUCUUACAGAGAAAAAUAAUUGGAAAUCUAUGACCAUCCCAGCCAUUGGAACAGGAUUACUUGGAUUCCCCAAAAAAUUGAUUCCUACUUUGAUGUUUGAAGAGAUUUUUAAAUUUAGCACAAAAUCUAGAGUCCAGCAUCUUCAAGAAGUCUGUUUCAUUCUACAUCCAAGUGAUGUGGAUGUUAUUAAGGAAUUUUCAAGUGCACUGGAGAAACAAAAUGAACUAAAUGCAGCUAAAGUCAAUAAAAUAACAGAAGAGAGUUUAAAAACGGAUCCAAAAGAGAAGUCCGAUUUAUGUGGAACAAUUACAGAAGGAACAUUGGGAGUUUAUGAAAUGCGGAUUGGUCCAAUUACCUUUCAUGUGAGCACAGGCGAUAUAACCAAGGAAAAGACUGAUGCCAUUGUUAAUUCAACUAAUAGUUCAUUUAACCUUAAAUCAGGAGUCUCCAAAGCAAUACUGGAUGCAGCUGGACAAAGUGUUGAAGAUGAAUGUAAAAAACUUGGAUCACAGGAUAACAAGGGUCUUAUAAUCACAAAACAAGGCAAUCUGCUUUGUAAAUGGAUCAUUCACGUUUAUAUCAAGAGUGUACAAGAAGAGAUAAAAUCAUGUGUCACAAAAACUCUGAAGGAGUGUGCAAAGCUUUCAGCUACAACAGUGUCCUUUCCAGCCAUUGGAACAGGUAUUGGUAAACUUUCUCCUGGUGCUGCUGCUGAUGCCUUAUUGGAUGGUGUGGUUGAAUUUGCCAGCUCAAAACAUGCCAAUUCCAUUCAUACAGUGAAAGUAAUUAUUUUCCAGCAGAAUUUGCUGAAUGACUUCUACAGGAGUAUGAAAAAGAAGGAAGGAACCAGCCUUCCAGAACAAACAACCAUAUACAACACGGUUAAAUCAGCUUUUUUCAAAUUAUUCACAUCAAACUCAGAAGAAAAAGAGGACUGCAAAGUUUUUGAAUUGAAAGAAAACAUUGAACCAGCUAUUUUCCAACUAUGUAGUGACAACAAGAAAAAUGUGACUGAUACUUCGUCUUGGCUUGAAAACCUUAUUUUAAAAGAACAGCAUGAGAACACUAUCACUGAUGACUGGAUCAAAGAUUUUGAAGAGGAGGAGCAUCAGAUAUUGUUAGACAUUCAGAAGAAUUAUCAAGUCACUAUUUCUUUUGAAUGCACUGGUUCCAGUAUCAAAGUGUCUGGUCUCACCAGAGAUGUUCUGGAAAUAUCAAAUAAAAUCCAGGAAUUAAUAAAGAAAAUAAGAGAAAGAAAAAUAAUGAAGCGAGAGGCAGAGCUGUGCAGUAACUUAGUGGAAUGGAGAUACCAAGAAGGAGGCAACUCUAUUGCCUUCAAUAUAAUGACAAACCUGGAACUUGAAAAGGCCAAGAAUGAGAACAGGCAAAGCCUUACUAUUGAUAUUAAAGGUGUGAAAUACACUGUUAACAUGGAACUGAAGUCAGCCAUUGAUUCAAUGGGUAACCAAGUGAAUAUUGAACGAAUCCCUAAACAUGAACAGCCAAUCGAUUUGCCUAAACAUUGGGACAGUAUGGAUAAUGACCAGCUAAAAUUGGUGCUUUUGCAUCCUGGAACGUCUGAACACUCAGAAGUUAAGCAACACUUUGAAUUGUCAUAUAAAGUGCCAAUAAUUAAGAUUGAGAGGGUUCAAAACAAAACUCUGUGGUUAAACUACCAAAUUAAGAAGGAGAGUAUGGACACCAAGAAUGGAAACACUAACAAUGAGAAAAAACUGUUCCAUGGGACAACCCUUGAUUCUGUGAAAAACGUUAAUCACAAUGGAUUCAAUCGUGGUUUUGCUGGGGCAAAUGCUGCACUAUAUGGAAAUGGGACUUACUUUGCCAAUGAAGCAUCAUACUCUUCUUCAUACUCAAAAGCUGAUUCAAAUGGCUAUAAAUAUAUGUACCUAGCAAGGGUGCUCACAGGGUUGUCAUGCAAAGGAGAGAAAGGAAUGCCAGCACCUCCACCCAAGAACGCAAGUGAUCCAACCGACUUGUUUGACAGUGUAACUGAUACCGUUGACAAACCUUCAAUGUAUGUCAUUUUCAGUGACAUUCAGGCUUAUCCAGAAUAUCUAAUCACAUUCAAAUAAGGUCCUUAGUUAUCACAUUUUUAACUAUAAUCAGUGUAUAUUUUGUGCUACACAGAUACAAUGGAACAAUUAUUUGCACCACAGUUUCUGGUUCAUUAUCAUUAUCGUUAACAAAAAAAAUAGUAAUUAAUAGUACAUUUAAAAUCAUUUGCUGUGUAUGCAUGCUAUGUAUCAGUUAAAAAUGUUUUUGGAAAAAUACAAAUAAUGUUAAUGCAUUUAAAAAUGUAGUUUUUGUUAAUAUUGCAGGUUUUUAUUAUUUCAUGGAAAAAAGAGUAUACUGCUUUAAUAAAGUCUUGAGUAUGUU